Molecule: messenger RNA, 927 nt
Organism: Dothidotthia symphoricarpi CBS 119687
Lineage: Eukaryota; Fungi; Ascomycota; Dothideomycetes; Pleosporales; Dothidotthiaceae
Exons: 3
Coding region: 1-927 (308 amino acids)
Biological process (GO): ergosterol biosynthetic process
Molecular function (GO): iron ion binding; C-4 methylsterol oxidase activity
Source: RefSeq, a predicted model, not a curated record
AUGUACGUCCCGACAGCUCCGAUGAAUUCGUCGACUAUCCUGACGCCAAUGGCGCAGGACACCUACUGGGGCUCAUUUGAGGAAAUUUCCAAGUAUAAUGUCUCACUCAACUACUUCGAGAAGAUGUGGCUCGCCUGGUACACAUGGAUGGGCAAUGAUGUUCUGGCGACAGGCAUCGUGUCGUUUGUCAUGCACGAGGCUGUCUACUUUGGGCGUUCGCUACCGUGGAUUUUGAUCGACCGCAUUCCGUACUUCAGAAAGUACAAGAUUCAACAGAACAAAAUCCCCACCGCUUGGGAACAGACACAAUGCGCGCUUCUCGUCCUCUUCUCUCACUUCACAGUCGAGCUCCCUCAGAUCUGGCUCUUCCACCCUAUGUGCCAGUACUUUGGCCUUCAGACUUCAGUUCCCUUCCCUAGCCCCUGGACUAUGGCCUACCAGAUCGCUAUCUUCUUCGUUAUGGAGGAUGCAUGGCACUACUGGUCGCAUCGCCUGAUGCACGCAAGCUCUUUCCUCUACAAGAACAUUCACAAGAUCCACCACCAAUACUCUGCUCCGUUUGGUCUGGCUGCGGAAUACGCCUCCCCGAUCGAGGUCAUGGUCCUGGGUUUCGGAUCUGUCGGGCCCCCCAUCAUAUGGUGCGCUAUCACCAAGGACCUCCACAUCCUCACCAUGUACACUUGGAUCGUGCUCCGCUUGUUCCAAGCUAUCGAUGCGCACAGCGGUUACGAGUUCCCAUGGAGCCUGCACCACAUUCUGCCAUUCUGGGCCGGCGCUGAGCACCAUGAUGUACACCACGAGAAAUUCAUUGGGAACUAUGCCAGCAGCUUCAGGUGGUGGGACUUCUGCCUCGACACUGAGGCCGGUGCUGAGGCCUCCAAGGCUAGGAGGCAGAAGAAGCUGGCCAAGGCCAGGAAGGCUCAGUAG